Homarus americanus (American lobster) is the source of this 2122-nucleotide messenger RNA. Its product is annotated as probable glutamate receptor. Gene Ontology annotation, cellular component: membrane. The transcript is spliced from 9 exons. Gene Ontology annotation, molecular function: glutamate-gated receptor activity. NCBI's taxonomy places the organism in Eukaryota, Metazoa, Arthropoda, Malacostraca, Decapoda, Nephropidae. Bases 92 to 1345 code for a protein of 417 amino acids. The record is from RefSeq and is a predicted model, not a curated record.
AGAGAGGACAACACUGAGGGUGGCGGUGGAGCACUGGGAGCCCCACAUCAGGGUGGAGAAAGUGGAUGACCAGAUACAUAUCUAUGGGCCCAUGGCCAACCUCCUCAGGGCCCUUGGUGAUGCACUUAAUUUCAAUUACACGCUGGUGAGGCCACCAGACGGUGCAUGGGGCGCCCCUGACAGUAACGGGGUGUGGAAUGGUAUGAUAGGCAUGGUGAAGCGCAACGAAGCCGAUCUCGCUAUGGGUCCCUUCGGAAUCACGGAAGCGCGGGCCAAGGUUGUCGAGUUCUCGCAGCCCAUAUUGAUUGAUUACUUCAGGAUCCUGGUAAAACGAGGCUCCGCCAAGCCCAACCCAUGGGGCUUCUUCAAUCCCCUGGGACCCUUGGUGUGGGUGGGGCUCUUGCUGUCCCUCCUGCUGGUGUGUGUGGGACUCUGGUUAUUCGUCUUCUUCGGCCCGGGGAUGAGGGAGUGGAGCAUCUCGAGCAAGAUCACUUAUGCCUUCAAGCAGACAUGGGAUCAGUUUGCCAACCUGUGUCAACAGACCAUGGUGUACUCGCCGGACGAGAUGCCGUUGAGGAUGUUGGUGAGUGUGUGGCUGAUGACGGUGCUGGUGAUCAUGAGGAGCUACUCUGGGGCCCUCACCUCACUCCUCGCCGUCAGGCAGAUCCCCAUCAAGAUCAACACACUCAGAGAUCUCAUCCAGGCUAAGGAAUACGGUGUCAUCUUCGAGACGUCGACGGCCCUGACAGCAUACAUGGGUAUGGCAGAAUCGGGAGUGUUCGCGGAAAUGGAAAAGGAGAACAAGAAGGGACGCUGUCAGUUCCUCAAAGCCAACGAACUCUUCGACGCUGCCUUCAAUCUGGUCAGGUCCCAGGACUACGCCCUUCUCGUCGAGGAGUCCACCAUUAGGAAGAUUAUGUCUGAUGACUUCUCUGUCACAGAGAGAUGCGACUUCUACAUGGCCAAGCAGACGUACUUCCCUCUCAUCUUCUGCAUCAUCGGUCGUAAAGGGAUGUCUUUAAUGCCUUCGAUUAAUUUCAGGAUACAGUCCCUGGUGGAACACAACUUGUACAGUGAGUGGAUCGGGAAGGAGUUACAGAACGAGACAGCGUGUUUGAGAGCUCCCACCAGUAUCACCGUCAACGAACCAUACAACAUGACGGGACUUUGGGGUGUAUUUAUGGUGCUGUUUAUGGGUCUAUUUGUGUCGUUCGUGACGUUCGUGGGUGAGCUGGUGGUUCACUUCCUCCACCAGAGAGAGACACUAACAAUGAUAGAAGAACUGCAGGCAAACAGCAACAAAAUUCGCCACUUCCACAAAACAGUACUGAUGAAACACCGAUGAGGAGUUUUUAGAUUAAAGCACAAGAUCAAGUAGUAAAUAUAAUCUCACUGAAGAAGUUCUCACAACUUUCCUAGCUUUUCCAGAUUUGAUUACUCAGCUUGUUAGUCAGGAGAUUUUCCCCUACUCUGAUUUAGAAACUUGAAAAGGAAUGCCACGAAUGCGUAAGCGAGACGAAUGAUCCACCGCAGUUAUCUACAGUGAGAAAGACUGCACUGAAGAUCUUAAUAAAGAAACAACAAUUAUUUAAUAUAACAAAAUUUCAAAGGAAAACGUUUUAAGAAAAAAUAUCCCGUACAAAUAUAACUUUAACGUAAUAAAAUCCAAGACAGUUAAAUGCAUAAUUAAUGAAGAUUGAUGUAGUAGGAGCAAAAAUUGCAAUUAGCCUCAGACAGAACAGACACGGGAUAUCAAACACACUAAACACUGUAAGACAAAUCUAGGAUCCUAGAUAACAAGACAAAGCUUCUAGACACCUAAUUAAGACAUAAUAUACGGAAGGCCAGAUUAUUAGAGACAAGGAGCCUAGAUAACAAAAAAAUACACUGCAACUUUGACUUCCUAUUCAGACUGAACCUCCACAUAGCGUUUAGCUUCAUUUCUAAUACUGCACUUGUUGAACACUAGUACUCACGACAAAGAUACAAAGAUAAGACAGACAGUAGCUUUGGGGAAACAGUCCUGAGAAGACCACUAAGAAAAACAUUUGAAACUUCCCGUUCAGUAGCUAAAACAACUAUCUGUGCAGGAGGGGGUCGAUAUGCACCGAAAUUUUACGUG